Molecule: messenger RNA, 1171 nt
Organism: Puntigrus tetrazona (Sumatra barb)
Lineage: Eukaryota; Metazoa; Chordata; Actinopteri; Cypriniformes; Cyprinidae
Exons: 5
Coding region: 36-626 (196 amino acids)
Molecular function (GO): calcium ion binding
Source: RefSeq, a predicted model, not a curated record
UAUGCGUCUCUGCGGUUGUUGAUUUUGUUGCAUUGAUGAAGAUGGGACAGGCCGCAACUUUACCCUGCAGAAAAGGCGGUACCUAUGUCACAGAGCUUUAUGAAUGGUUCAGGAAGUUCCUGAAUGAAUGUCCCAGCGGUUUGAUCACCCUUCACGAGUUCAGACGACACUUCUGCAACGGAACCGUGGGAAAAGAGUCGGCGGAGUACGCGGAGCAGAUAUUCCGCACGCUGGAUAACAAUGGGGAUGGAGUUGUGGACUUCAGAGAAUAUGUGACAGCCAUCAGCAUGUUGAUUGAGGGCACGACAGUGGAGAAGCUGCGCUGGUCCUUCAAGCUGUAUGACAAAGACAAAGACGGAGCCAUCACACGCUCGGAGAUGCUGGAAAUCAUGCAGGCCGUGUAUAAGAUGAGCGUUGCGGCAUCUCUCACCAAACCUGAUCCACUGACCGCUGAAGAAUGCACCAAUAGGAUAUUUGUACGGCUGGACAAAGAUAACAACGCCAUUAUCAGUCAGGAGGAGUUCAUUGAAGGCGCGCUGAAUGACGAAUGGAUCAGAGAGAUGUUGGAGUGUGAUCCAAACACAGUGAAGAUGGAGAGGCCUCUCAAAGGCAGUGCAGUGCUGUGAAGCUGUGGAGGAGAUCAUGACUGUUACAGUAUUUAUCGUGACGGGGCCUUAAAUAUGAUAAGUUCAUGAAUUUAUCAGGAUGAAUAUUUUAAAUAAAAGCAAUAGUUAUCCACAAAAUGAAUAUUUGCUGAAAUUACACUUGAACACACUUCAGAUCAUUAGUUAUUUAUUUACUAUUUAUUUUAUUUUAAUUAUGUAUCUUGUUAUGUGAAUUUACAAAGUAAAUCUAAACAGCUGCUGUAAAUAAUUAGGAUAUUUUCAGAAUCGUAUGUCAAUAUUGUACUGCCAAACAUAAAAACUUCUACUGAGAAAUCAGUUAUUGAUUAAAUAUUAGUCUCAGUCUCGCCACUUUAAGUUGUUAUGUAUAAUCAAAGGACAAAAAAAACAAAACUGUAAUAUUUUAAAUUUGAUUAGCCUAUUGGGUUCAAAAUACCAAAAUAAUGAAUCAGAUUCUUGUGCCAUCUUAUAACUUUAAUUUGAAGUAUUAAAAUUAUUUUACACAAGCUACAAUUUACAUAAUAAAUUUGACAUAUUAUGUAAAGAAA